Mollisia scopiformis is the source of this 1749-nucleotide messenger RNA. Its product is annotated as P-loop containing nucleoside triphosphate hydrolase protein. Gene Ontology annotation, cellular component: proteasome regulatory particle, base subcomplex. Gene Ontology annotation, biological process: proteasome-mediated ubiquitin-dependent protein catabolic process. The transcript has 2 exons. The record is from RefSeq and is a predicted model, not a curated record. The coding region runs from base 61 to 1749 and encodes 562 amino acids. Gene Ontology annotation, molecular function: proteasome-activating activity; ATP binding; ATP hydrolysis activity. NCBI's taxonomy places the organism in Eukaryota, Fungi, Ascomycota, Leotiomycetes, Helotiales, Mollisiaceae.
GUUUUAUAUAUCUCUACCUGUCGUAUCAAAGAUUGCUGCAAGAUCUGAAUCACACUCACCAUGGCUUCAAGAGCAGAAGCAGGUAGAGACGCUUUCACCUUCAUUGAUCGCACAGUCGAUAUCGACCAAGAUGGCGAACCGGGACCUCCUCAUGUCUUCCCCAAGUUCGGCGAUCUCACUUCUGCCAAACUCCCCCAACCUAUCGUACAGCUUCUCGAAGAUCUCCGAGAGAAGUAUCCAGACCAUGUUGUUACAUAUGCCGAUACAUACAGCCUCAAUCUCCUCGCAUUUGCUGCCGCUGGACUUGCCACCGCAACCUUGGAUAUCGAAACAGAUUCCAUCUUCCGCGUGCGCGUAUGGCAGCAACCCAUACGCCGAGGAGCGAUUGGUCAGCUUGCUGAAGGCCGCGGUUUUGCCAAGUACCGGUAUCGAUGGGGUGAUGAAGACUUCAUCCUGUACUGCAUUACUGUUAGCAUAUUCAGCAUGCAGUUUGUACUGAAAGAGUACGGCCCAGGAGAGGGGCAAUUGUCUCAUUCCGCAGCUACAGAUACCCUUCUUGCCCAAGUCGGACUUUGGUCGCACAGAACACUCAAGGGCAUUUAUGUCUACGAUUUGUUUUGGCGUCUAGAUCUGGCGUUAUACGAACAAGUGCAAAAAGCCACGUGGGACAAAGUUAUACUGGACCCGGGUAUGAAGAAAGAUCUGACAAGCGUCAGCGGUCGUUUCUUCGAUAGCAAAGCCGUGUACGAUGACUUGGGGGUACCAUGGAAAAGAGGCUUGAUCUUUUACGGUCCGGCCGGGAAUGGAAAGACCAUCAGUAUCAAGGCCCUCAUGCACACACUUGCCGAACGCAAAGACUCUAUACCAACACUGUAUGUCAAGUCAGCGCCUCGAACUCUUGACAUCAGGAAUAUCUUCGCCUUGGCACGCCAGAUGACUCCAUGUCUAUUGGUACUUGAAGACAUCGACACCAUCGUUACGGCUCAGACACGGAGCUAUUUCUUCAAUGAGGUUGAUGGGCUUGAGAAUAACGAUGGCAUUCUGAUGGUUGCGAGCACAAACCACAUCGAUGAAUUGGACCCCGGCCUUUCUAAACGUCCAAGUCGUUUCGACAGGAAGUACCUCUUUCCUGCUCCUAGCAAAGCAGAGCGAGUUCAAUAUGUGCAGUACUGGCGUCAGAAGCUAAAGAAGAAACCCGAGGUUGUGUUUCCGGAGAGCUUGGUCGAGCCCAUUGCCGACAUUACUCAUGAUUUUAGUUUCGCUUAUAUCCAGGAAGCCUUUGUGUCUUCUCUUCUGGAUAUUGCACAUCAUCACGAUGAUGAGGGCGAGGACGAAGAAGCUGUAGACGAGGCGGGUGGUGGUGACGAAGAUCUUGACAAAUACGAGCUCUGGAGGGUCCUCAAAGAACAAGUCAAGAUCUUGCGAGAUGAGAUGGAUGCCGAGGCAUUGAGAGUAGAUCCGGAUUUCACAACUUUUGCAGCACAUACCGCACCACCAGCCUCUCAUAACUAUGUGGAAGAUAGCGGAUAUCCAUCCACGAACCCAGAAGACAGCAACUUGCUUCACCAUACAUAUUCAGAGAGCUCACAUGGCUCUGCAAUUCACCAACCACUUGCAAUACGCGGUAUCCAUCCAGGUGACGGCUUUUCUGCGCUGCAACCGCCAUUCUCAGGGCCGGCGUGUCCUACUUUCGGGGAUUCAAGGGAUCAGCUGCGAGGAAUGACAUGGUUCGAGAUAGGUCAUAAAUAA